CCUGGGAAAGUAGUAAAGUGAAAUUAGCACUUCUAUCGGAGCCACUUUUGCUCGUACACAAGUCUUCAUUCAUUCAAAGUCUUUAACGGUGUAAAUUACCAUUCUACAGAAUUUAAUUCCAAUUCUGCAGCAUGGCAAAUCGUGUUUUCAUCAUAGUAUUACUUCUCUUGAUGUAAUUUGUAGAUAAAGCCACAGAUCAGCUGCUUCGAAUAAUCUCAUCGCAGUAAUAUUAAAACCCAGGAAUAAAGGCAUCGCAAUGAAAUACUUCACGUUACUACGAAGAGCCAAUUCUCCAACUAGAUAAAACAAUUAACACGUUCUGCAAAAUAUAGUAGAAAAACUCUUGUACCGCUUAAUUCACAUAAUCUGAGUUUAGAAAUCAUGUUACGCAGGCACUUAAUCAGCUGAGUAUUUCAAAAUUACACCAACUUAAGUUUCCAUCAUUGUUUCCGCUCCAAAGGUAAACAAAUUUGUAUACGCACUCCAUUGUUCGUUGUUAAUCUGUUUAACAAUAUUUUUCUCCCCUUAGCAAUGAAAACUAUAAAGAAGUGGAGUGAAAAAUUCUCGCGACAUUAGGUGUAAAGAGUGGCUGCAAAAUGAACUGCGUUACCCUGUUAAUGUUAUAUAUUGGCUUCGUCACUUCGGUAACAAACAUAAACACUCCAGUUAAAUGGCAUCGAGUGAAACGUGUCCACCCUGUCCAAAGGAAAGCCGAUGUUAAUUGGGAGAAUGGAGACGUAACAAAUAAUUUGCACGAUAUCAGAGGAUCUUCUAAAACUAAUGAAUAUAUCGAUGAUAUCAAAGACAAGCCUGAAGAGAUUUUUCAAAAUCGACCUUGGUUCCGCAGAAGAAGAUCUUCUCUAAGUACAAUAAGACCCUCCGGCACAAGUUCAGGUACGCCGAGUCAUAAGAGCAAUUAUGCAAAAGCAACGAAGAAUGUAAAGCAUGCGAUGCCAAAGAAAUCAGUGAAUAAGGAGUAUUAUUUAAAAAAGUCAGCGAGGGAACGAUGCUUCAAGAAACCAAGCCAAUUCAAACUGGAAAAGAAGAUACAGGAAAAAUCUAGUAAUACCAGAAUAUCCAAUACAGGUGGGAAAGGUUCGAAAGCCUAUCAUUCAGACAUUCAUGCGAUUGAAUCUAAAACCUGACUCGAUAGAGCAUAAAAUAAUUUAUGGACACUGUAAAAGAAUAUACAGUUUAUAAAUAUUAAUAAACAGUCAAUCUGUUGCUCCGCAUUAUUAUUUAUGCUGUUCCUUGUGUUUUAUUAGUGAAAUGUAAACUGCACGGUGUAAGUGGUGCAUCUAUUCAAUGAUUUUAAACAAUUUACCAAAAAAUCGUUCACUAUUAUAUGACAUACAUUAAUUAAAGAAUAAUUAAAGCGUCAUGUUGAUAAAUCUGGAGCAGAUCGAAGCUGAUUAAGUCCCAACUAUGAUUGCAAGCGUUCCGAAGAAAUCAUUAGCCCCCUAUUAGCAAUUCCUGUUAAUGGAUCCUAAAAUCAGCACUCUUGCCUUCGAACCAGUCGAAUGGCACUUAUAAAGAAUUGUUCACUGGGAAAGGUUUCACAGAAGGAAAUAAUGUUUCUUUGCAAUUACCCUACUCUUGUAUGGUUUCUACUCGUGAUUUCCAAUGUACAAGUCUGGACUUACAAGCAACCACUGCGACGAAAUGAAAACUGGUAUCAUUUGCCAAAGACCAGCAAUGAUCGGCAUGAAGGAUCUCGAAAUAUUCGCUAUAAAGACUUUGCAGAUUCUGAGGUAGAACCGUCUGUUGACAUUAUCGAUUCUUCAAAAACCUAUCAAAGCCAUUAUGAUACUAACGACUCAAUGUUUCGACGGUUUGGAACUUAUUCUUCGAACCUUUCACCAAAUGUACAAUUGGUCCAAUCACAAUAUCCAGAAAUAAAUACAAUGAGCCAAGAUAAUUUGAAAUACUAUGGUAAAAAAAAGGAAUCAGAUAAUUAUCAAUAUGUGAAUUUACCAUACAAGUCCAAGACACAUGACAAUUCAAUCGAUACAUCAUCGCCUGCUUACAAAGCAUGUAAUGUAUCAAAGAUUCUCAGAUUCUCAGAUUUGAAGAAAAAAGAGCAGGAAUGUAUAAUGUCAGAAUUAGGUAAGGCCGAUGCCGCAGGAAAUAAAGAAAAGAACAAAAUGAAGCAGAAGCCUUCAUCUAAAAAUAAGGAUCCAACUAUAAGUUCUGCUACAAAACGAAGCAAAGGUCGCAAAAAGAAACCCAAUCGUAAAAGCACGCCUAAGAAAUUAACUCCGAGUGAUUCAAGAAAAAGUCAUGCACAGACUGAUCCAACGAUCCAAUUAAAUAUUACUAAGUCACAUCGACAAUUAAACCCAAAGGAAAAAUCAAAGAAAAGCACUGUAUUACGCAAUCACUCAAAUAAGAGUAAUAUGGAAAAAACCAUCAAAGCAGGGCAGAAACCACGUUACCGUUAUUCAGAUUACAAGAAAGCAUUAAACUCAUUGCCUCAAAAAGUAGUUAAAAUAAAAACAGAUGAAGUAGAGUGUUCCCACCAAUACUCACAAACAGUCAAUGGCUUACGACAAACUCCUUGCAGCCUCGCAUCGAAUGAAAUAGAUGUGGACUUAAAAGAAUACGCUGCCUUACUUCCUCUGUCGUUUUGGUUUAAUACAGAUUACUAACUUGCAUCAAUCGUUAUCUCACGAGUUUGAAACUGUUGUAUUAGCUAUUUAGAUUUUAAGUUAUAAAAAUAUAUUCUGGAAGGAUUAGCCCCUUUGAA
This is a messenger RNA of Orussus abietinus, 2746 nucleotides long. RefSeq lists its product as uncharacterized. The record is from RefSeq and is a predicted model, not a curated record. The transcript is spliced from 5 exons. The coding region runs from base 1521 to 2648 and encodes 375 amino acids. Lineage: Eukaryota; Metazoa; Arthropoda; Insecta; Hymenoptera; Orussidae.